GGCCAGAAAAUGCGCUACAACUGGAUCAAUUUUUAGAAGCUGUAAAAACUUGCGAAUCAAGUUUCUAUGUCUAUAAAUAGUCAUCUAAGCGUUACUACUUGCUAAGUCCCAGAAAAGGUAGAAUCAUCUGAUCCGAAAACAGCAGGGAACAGAAAGAGGGAUAGUGAUGAAGAAGUUGUUGUUUCUGAUCAAUGUGUGAAUGAUAACAAGAUGAGGAGAUUCUGCAGUGUUGAUGUUAAAGAAGAGAAUCAAUCGAUGGAGGAGAAUAAAUCAAUGGCAAAGGGUUGUGAUGAAGAUGACAGGGUUAAGAUGCCUCUUCCACUUUCAUCAUCUGUGGAUUUUUUCAAUUAUAACGAGUUUGAUUAUAGUUUUAACCAAGAUGAGUGGCUUAAUCUUCCUGGGCUACCUACUACUAUUGAUCAGGAGUUAAGUGAUCUAUCUGUUGAAAAGAUUGAAAGGAAUUUGGAGCCCAAGUUUGGUAUGAUUUCAGAAAAAUCAAAUCAGUUGAUUGAGGAGAAUAAAUCUAUGGCAAAGGGCUGUAAUGAAGAUGAUAUGGUUAUGAUGACUGAAUUCCCCGCUCUUCCACUUUUAUCAUCUAUAGAUUCAUUCAAUUAUAACGAGUUUGAUCAAGAGGAGUGGCUUAAUCUUCCUAUUACUACGCAUGUUUGAUUUACUGAUAUGAUGAAGUGCUGAAAAAGACUAGUGCUGACUGCAAUGUUUUUGAUUUUGUUUAAUGAUGUAAUGUAAUGUAGAUGCACUAAAUGUUGAAUUUGUAGUGCAGUCUUUUGCGUUCAUAAUUUCAGAUGUGUGCAGUAUAAUGUUUUUGAUUCUGGCAUCUCUUAGUGUAGUUCAUUCAUAUGAAUAUGUUAGC
Papaver somniferum (opium poppy) is the source of this 871-nucleotide messenger RNA. RefSeq lists its product as uncharacterized. The coding region runs from base 211 to 669 and encodes 152 amino acids. The record is from RefSeq and is a predicted model, not a curated record. NCBI's taxonomy places the organism in Eukaryota, Viridiplantae, Streptophyta, Magnoliopsida, Ranunculales, Papaveraceae. The transcript has 2 exons.